UUUCGGACCGGCCCCAAGGGGCAGGGGCGAAGGUGGUCGCCUCGUGCCCUGAUUGGCCGGCGGGGCGCGCGCGGCCGGGAGGGGCGGGGCGCACGCAGAGCCACGUUUAGUCUCUCACAGCGGUAGCGAGCGUUCUGUGGACCGUGUGCUGUGUCGCGCGCAGUUAGGCAGCAGCCCGCGGAGCUGUAGCCGCCGUGGGAGUGAGCCAUGAAGCACUACGAGGUGGAGAUUCUGGAUGCAAAGACAAGGGAGAAGCUGUGUUUCCUGGACAAGGUGGAGCCCCAUGCCACCAUUGCGGAGAUCAAGAACCUCUUCACCAAGACCCACCCGCAGUGGUACCCCGCCCGCCAAUCCCUCCGCCUGGACCCCAAGGGCAAGUCCCUGAAGGAUGAGGAUGUUCUACAGAAGCUGCCUGUGGGCACCACGGCUACACUCUACUUCCGGGACCUGGGGGCCCAGAUCAGCUGGGUGACGGUCUUCCUAACAGAGUAUGCGGGGCCACUUUUCAUCUACCUGCUCUUUUACUUCCGAGUGCCCUUCAUCUAUGGCCACAAAUACGACUUCACGUCCAGCCGGCACACAGUGGUGCACCUCGCCUGCAUCUGCCACUCAUUCCACUAUGUCAAGCGCCUGCUGGAGACGCUCUUCGUGCACCGUUUCUCCCAUGGCACCAUGCCUUUGCGCAACAUCUUCAAGAAUUGCACCUACUACUGGGGCUUUGCUGCAUGGAUGGCCUAUUACAUCAACCACCCUCUCUACACGCCCCCUACCUACGGUGCUCAGCAGGUGAAGCUGGCACUCGCCAUCUUUGUGAUUUGCCAGCUUGGCAACUUCUCCAUCCACAUGGCCCUGCGGGACCUGCGGCCCGCUGGGUCCAAGACUCGGAAGAUCCCGUACCCCACCAAGAACCCCUUCACGUGGCUUUUCCUGCUGGUGUCCUGCCCCAACUACACCUACGAGGUGGGGUCCUGGAUCGGCUUCGCCAUCAUGACGCAGUGUCUCCCAGUGGCCCUGUUCUCCCUGGUAGGCUUCACCCAGAUGACCAUCUGGGCCAAGGGCAAGCACCGCAGCUACCUGAAAGAGUUCCGGGACUACCCGCCCCUGCGCAUGCCCAUCAUCCCCUUCCUGCUUUGAGCGUUCACCCCUGCCUGGGCUCAGCCCCCACCCCGGGGGCAUCCCAGGGUAGGGGCAGGGCUCACAGCUCUCCAGCACCUGGAAUAAAACCCACCUGCCCCAGUUGGA
Molecule: messenger RNA, 1242 nt
Organism: Saimiri boliviensis boliviensis (Bolivian squirrel monkey)
Lineage: Eukaryota; Metazoa; Chordata; Mammalia; Primates; Cebidae
Gene: TECR
Product: trans-2,3-enoyl-CoA reductase
Biological process (GO): very long-chain fatty acid biosynthetic process
Molecular function (GO): oxidoreductase activity, acting on the CH-CH group of donors
Source: RefSeq, a predicted model, not a curated record